AAUUAUCUUUGACUUGACAAUAAAAAUGUAAAAAAAAUCUUGUUGUGUUUGUGUAUUUGUGUUUUUGGUACAUAGAUUUUGAGAAUCCUAUAAUUAUAUGUGAUAUUUGUAAAGUUGAGUGUUAUAAGUAAAACUAGAGAGAAUUUAUGUCCCAAUAACAAAAGAGUUUAAUAGAAUUGCAAAGUCAAUAAAAACUAAAUUUUUUGAAUAACAUAGGAUUUCCAUAGAAUUUAAAAGUUCACAAACCAAUAACAAAGGAUUCUAAUAAGAUUUUAAGAAUUCAUUAAUCAAUAACAAUGAAAUCUCUAAAUUUUAAAAUUUCUUCGAAAUUUAACUCCCAAUAACCCCCUAAGUAUCUUAAAACAGAGCAAGUAUAAUAUUCCACUAGGGUUUUAUAGUUUUGAAGUGACUAAUUAUAGUGGCAUGCAUGUCAACCAUCAAACAAGCAUAUAAAUAAGAAGAGCGAGAAACAAACAUAGACAUUUUAAUGAUUGUUAAGGUUGUAACGUCGGUCUUGUUAUUGAUUCAUGUAUUCUUUUGAUACUAGAAUUGAUUCAUUUAUAUUGAUUUGAAGUAAAUAAACUUUCGAGGUUCAAGAGAUUUGAGCUUUACAGAAACCAUACGAUCCGUGCAUGCAGAAGUACAUAUGAUUCAGUGCACUGCCUCCACGCAAAACCGGGCCUGAAAAUUUUUGGCCCACAAGCAAAAAAUAUUUUUGACCUUUUAUAUUUAAAAAUCGGAAAAAGUGUUUACAGUUACAAAUUGAAGCAUCGAACUCAGCAACUAAUCUAGGUAUCACGAAGCCCUUACCAGUAAAACCAUGUAAAGUUUUUGUUUAAUUUGACCCCCUAAAUAUAUAAAUCUUGUUUGUCCCAAAAACACAUGUUUUAUCUGCCUCUAUUCUUGCAUGGCUCUGCCUCCAUGGAAAGUUUCGAUAUCGGGGAUGAUUGGUAAGUGAUGUACCUUUAUAUUUUUUGCUGUAUAAUUUAAUCUGUAGAUUUAUUUGCUGUAUUUUUCUUUGCUGUAGAUUUAUAAAGCACUAAUUUUUUUGCUCUGGAAAUAAAGCUCUCUACAGCAAUAUUUUGAUUUUGCAGAGAAUUUUUUGCUGUGAGUUUUUUAAAGAAAACAAAGCUCGAUUGGUUGACAUAUAUAGCUAUAGACUAAAUUUUGGCUGUCCAGAGCAUCUACAAUCCCAACCAAUCAUCUCCAUUGCUUCUUUAAUUUUGUACUUUUGUCUUUUGAUAAAUUAAAAUAGAAAAUAUCUUUUUUCUAACACAAAAUAGAUUGUAAAAUAGAAAAUUUCCAAAACUAAAGAAUAUCAUUUAGAUGGUAAAAUAAAUUGUUGUGAGAUCGGUGUAUUCUAUUAAACUGGGUUGACGCAUAAAUAAUAACCAAAAUAUUUUAAUGAAAUUUGUAGGUUUAGUUUUUAUUUUAGUGGUAUAUUGCGUGUCAUUUUUAUAUAUAUUUAUACUUUCAUAAACUAGUUUCACUUCAUUUUUUUGGAAUUAAUUAACAAUGACUUACUUUAUUUGAUAUACUUCUUGUUCACACAAUGCAUGUAUGAUACAAUAAAAGCACGAUAAAUUAACAUUAGCAAUGUAGGUCUCAGUAAAAUAUCCGUAAAUUUUGAUUUGAUUUGUUAUUUGUCUCGAUUUGAACCAAAAAAUCUGGAUAUGCGUAGUUCUACGGAGCAAAGUAAUACUAAUAUGCAAUAUUCUUAAAAACAAAGCUAAUCACAAAUACUAAUACUUUUAGGAAGAAAUAUCUGAUAUGAUCCGUUACAUACAUAUAUUUAAAUAAUUUUAUAUAUAACUUAUAUAAAGAUUAUAUUUUACAAGUUUUACAAUAUUUUUAUUAAACAAAUUUAUUAUAUUAGUUAUUAUAAUUUUAAAUGGUAAAUAUUUUUUUUAAAUAAAUUUUAGUAUUUUAUAUUAUUCUAGAUUUUUAUUUAUUUUUUAUUUUAUUUUAUUUGUACGGAUCAGAUCUGAUAUCCGGUUAAAAAUCUAUAAUUUUUUGGAUAUCCGGGACACCAAAUAUAUGGAUAGCUACGGAUAGAAUCAAAUCAGAUAAUUGAUUAUUCAAACAAAAACGGAUCAGAUCACGAAUACCUCCCCCAAAUCCGGAUAUUCGAUAUGUGCAUGUAAACAUGAUUUUACAUGAGCCCUAAGAUCUUUAACAUCUAGACUAAUCACAUAAUAGAACUAUAAGAAGGAUUUGCGGAAUACCUCGAUUCAUCGUUGCAGAAAUCUUCUUGACUGAUUUUGAUCAUGGAAGAUGAUUUCUUGAUCUUUAAGUUGGAGUUAGAUCUUUUCUCCCCUUGCCUACAACCUUUCAUUAUGUGUUUCUCUUUAUAUUUUCUUCAUGAUGCUUUAGGAUGGAGCAUAGACAUCUAUUUAUAGGUGGGGAGAGGGAUCUAGUUUCCUCAUCAAGUUUUGUUAACUUUCUCACCAAGUCUUUCUUACUUCUUUGGCAAGUUUUAUCCUUUAAUCUCAACCAUCCAUCAAAGUUGAGUAAUGACAAGUGUUUAGACUUCUAGAAUCAUUCAUUCAUACAUUGAACUUGUUCUCCUUUGAUGCAUUAAACUUAAUUCAAAUACUUUCUUACAUUGAUGCAUGUUUUCAUGAGUCACCUAAGUGAAAAAAUUUCUAGAAAAAAUCACUUCUCCAUUUUAGUUAAUUUUCAUUAGAAACUAACUCCUUUAGUUACCAUUUUAUUGGUUACCAAAUAUGUAUAAGAUUAGAAAUCUCAAUAAGAAAUAGAUUAACAUAAGACCACAUUAUGGGAAAGAAAUAUUCAUUCAUAUACAUAAUAUUUCUUACAGUGACCGCCCCUUAUAUCAGAACUAUAGUAUUUUAUUGAUUUAUUUAGUCACUAAUUUAAAUAUAGUUAGAUUUUUAUUUUAAAAAUUAAUUUGUUGAUGUUGUAACGUCAGUAUUGUUAUUGAUUCAUGUAUUCUUUUGAUACUAGAUUUGAUUUAUUUAUAUAGAUUUGAAGUAAAUAAACUUUCGUGGUUCAAGAGAUAUGAUCAUUACAGAAACCAUACGAUACAUGCAUGCAGAAGUACAUAUGAUUCAAUCCGGCCACUACCUCCAUGCAAAGUUUCGAUAGUCUUUGCUUCCUCUUUUUUGUAUAAAUUUUUUUUUAUUCAAUAUUUUCUAUCAGUGACAAUAACAAAAACGUUGAUACGAUGCAUCACAUCAAAAAAACAAAAAUAAAAAGUUUUUUAAGAAACAAUCUAAUCCAUUAAAAUAUGAUAUGACAAAUACGAUACAAAAAAAAAAGGAAAUUUGCCAAUAUGGAACUAAAUCUCUAAAGUAUUGUCCCCUUCGAACUAAAUUCUCUAACCUUGUCCGUAUAGAAUUAAUUCUUGUCCCCUUAGAACUAAUACUUUAUGAAUCUACUGUUUUGUCCUUUUCUUUAUAAUAUAAUUAAUAAAAUUUUAAAAACUAUAUGAAUUAAAAAGGAAAUACUUAAUUAAAUAAAAAUAGGGCAAUUUUUUCCCAACUCUCGGUCCCGUUCUCUCCGACUCUCUUUCCCAAUCGAGAGACGAUUUCUUUCUCGCCGGCGACACCUUCCGCCUCUGAGAUUCUUGGUUCGUCGGAGAGCUUCAACGAGGAGUCACAUCGCUUCUCCCUCCUCCUUCUUGCGUAUUUCCUCUGUUAGUGCCACCGGUUAGAUUAUCGUUCUUAUCUCCGCCGCCGCCGCCGAUCGAAGCAGCUCAAGCUCGGGAGUAGCUUUUCCUCCCCGAUUAAGGACGAUUAGUUUCACAGUUGUUUUCUUUUGCUCUUCCUUCAUCUCGGUUCUGACAAUUUGAAGGUUAGGCUUUGAAAUCCCCUUUACGAUUUUGCUUUUUUUUUUGUUUGUUCUUUAUGUUUAUUUGCAUGUACUACAAAUUGUACUAGAUAGAGAGUUAGUUUAAAACACAAAUCGAAACAAGUUUAUGGUUUUCCGAGGCGGAAUGUGGUUGAGUGGGGUGUGAGAUUGGCUUGUUGUUGAGGUGAUUUUGAGUUCUAGUUUGUUUGGUAUCGGCUUUAUUAAGGUUUAGAAUUCAUAAUAGACUUGAAAAAGCUAAUGACUUUGACAUGCUUUAGACAUCAAUUUUACAUACUUGUUUUGGGAUCGAGUUUGUUAUUUGAAUUGAAUUUGUCGAUAGUGUGUAGUCUUUUGUUAUACAUUUGGUGCGUAACUUUGACUCUGUUUUAUUUUAGAGGUAAAAACAUUUGCUAGUUGAUUAUAUUUUGUUUCGAUUUGUGUUUCUAAGUAGUUUUGAAUUGUAAAAAACUAGUUAAAUGUGAGAUGGUUAUAUUUGGUUCGCUGUUAACUUAUGGAAUUCAUGUUUUUUAGGAAUGGCUCACCAGUUUCCUAAACGCAUUCUUCAAGAAGGUGCUGAGACGCAGAUGGAUAAGAUUAACAACACAUGUAGAAGGACGCUUCUGAAGGCGGUAAAGGUGGCUCUGAAAGAUGAGUAUGAGGAAGUUUUGAAAGACCCUGUCUUCGGGCCUCUUCUGGCGAUCAUAGAGAACAACCUCAUCUACUCAGGGAAGAUUAUUCACAGCUUCAUGUGCAAGCAGCUCAGGGUUUCCAAGCUUCACGAGCUGUGGUUUAUUUUUGCGAAGAGGCCUCUUAGGUUUUCUAUGCAAGAAUUUUAUGCUGUGACUGGAUUGAAGUACAAAGAGGAACCCGACGUAGACUUCAUUAACUGGAAGAAUGAUAAGGGGUUCUGGGCUAAUGCGCUGAAGACCAAUGCGAAGAUCAACUUAUAUACUAUAAGGGAUGAGCUCCUUAAGGUGUGUAACGAGUGGUCGUAUGUGGACAGAGUGAGGUUAGUGUAUCUGUCCAUUAUACAAUCAUUCCUCAUGGCUAAGGAUUGGAAAGUGUAUAUCCCUCAAGAAUACAUCCGCUUGGUGAUGGAUUUUGAGAAAUUGAGGAUGUAUCCUUGGGGUCUUCGCGCUUAUGAUGAGCUGAUUGCAUCAAUACUCAGAGCAAGAGAAGAUGUGCAUACGAAGAACAGCUACGUGUUGGAUGGAUUCUCAUAUGCGUUUCAGAUAUGGAUUAUGGAGGCAAUUCCAGACAUUGGUUCUAUGGUGGAUAAAAAAAAAAAAAAAACGUGAAGAAAAUGAGAUGUAGGAAUUGGAAAGGUAGUGGUAAAGUAUCCUACCAAGAUAUCACCAGCCUAGAGUCCCACUUUGAUAAGCUCGAUAAGCUUUAGAAGCCUUUGCAACCAAACCAGCCACACCUUUCCCACUAAAAUAUGUUACGACAUUAUUCAGCAAGUGGUGAAUGCAAAUUCCGUGAUGAGCUUGCGGGUACACGUUAGCAAUAGCUUUAGCAAUCGAGGAAUUCCUAUCAGACACAAAAGCUAAACUAUGCUCGUCAGCAAUGACCGCAUUAAGUUGUCUCAUAAACCAGUUCCACGCAAGGUCAUUCUC
Messenger RNA from Brassica napus (rape), 5429 nucleotides. RefSeq lists its product as uncharacterized. The record is from RefSeq and is a predicted model, not a curated record. The transcript has 2 exons. Lineage: Eukaryota; Viridiplantae; Streptophyta; Magnoliopsida; Brassicales; Brassicaceae. Bases 4347 to 5111 code for a protein of 254 amino acids.